This is a messenger RNA of Suncus etruscus (white-toothed pygmy shrew), 1629 nucleotides long. It is a transcript of the gene COPS3, whose product is annotated as COP9 signalosome subunit 3. NCBI's taxonomy places the organism in Eukaryota, Metazoa, Chordata, Mammalia, Eulipotyphla, Soricidae. The record is from RefSeq and is a predicted model, not a curated record. The coding region runs from base 98 to 1369 and encodes 423 amino acids. Gene Ontology annotation, biological process: ubiquitin-dependent protein catabolic process. Gene Ontology annotation, cellular component: COP9 signalosome. The transcript has 12 exons.
GGCCCUCCGGCGGAUCGCAGCGGCCCCUCCUCCCCGAGCGGCCGCCUUUUCCCGCGCGAGCUGCCGCUCCGGCUCGGGCCGCCCGCCUGCGGGAAACAUGGCGUCUGCCCUGGAGCAGUUCGUGAACAGUGUCCGACAGCUCUCGGCUCAAGGGCAAAUGACUCAGCUUUGUGAACUGAUCAACAAGAGCGGGGAACUUCUUGCGAAGAACUUGUCCCAUUUGGACACUGUACUUGGGGCUCUGGACGUACAAGAGCAUUCUUUGGGCGUCCUUGCUGUUUUGUUUGUGAAGUUUUCUAUGCCCAGUGUUCCUGAUUUCGAAACAUUAUUCUCACAGGUUCAGCUCUUCAUCAGUACUUGUAAUGGGGAGCACAUUCGAUAUGCCACAGACACUUUUGCUGGGCUUUGCCAUCAGCUAACAAAUGCACUUGUGGAAAGAAAACAGCCCCUGCGAGGAAUUGGCAUCCUUAAGCAAGCCAUAGACAAGAUGCAGAUGAAUACAAACCAGCUGACCUCAAUACAUGCUGAUCUCUGUCAGCUUUGUUUGCUAGCAAAAUGCUUUAAGCCUGCCCUUCCAUAUCUUGAUGUGGACAUGAUGGAUAUCUGUAAAGAGAAUGGUGCCUAUGAUGCAAAGCACUUUUUAUGUUACUACUAUUAUGGAGGAAUGAUCUAUACUGGGCUGAAGAACUUUGAGAGAGCACUCUACUUUUACGAACAGGCUAUAACUACUCCUGCUAUGGCUGUCAGUCAUAUCAUGUUGGAAUCCUAUAAAAAGUAUAUACUAGUUUCUUUGAUAUUACUUGGCAAAGUACAACAGCUACCGAAAUACACAUCUCAAAUUGUGGGUAGAUUCAUUAAGCCUCUUAGCAAUGCAUACCAUGAAUUAGCACAAGUUUAUUCAACUAAUAAUCCCUCAGAACUCCGCAACCUGGUGAACAAGCACAGUGAGACGUUUACUCGUGAUAACAACAUGGGACUGGUGAAGCAGUGCUUGUCCUCCCUCUAUAAGAAGAAUAUUCAAAGGCUAACAAAGACCUUCUUAACACUAUCAUUACAAGAUAUGGCAAGCCGAGUGCAGUUAUCUGGGCCUCAGGAGGCAGAAAAAUAUGUUCUACAUAUGAUAGAAGAUGGUGAAAUUUUUGCAAGUAUUAAUCAGAAGGACGGUAUGGUCAGUUUUCAUGAUAACCCCGAGAAAUAUAAUAACCCAGCCAUGCUUCAUAACAUUGAUCAGGAGAUGCUGAAAUGUAUAGAGCUGGAUGAGCGACUGAAGGUCAUGGACCAGGAGAUCACGGUGAAUCCUCAGUUUGUGCAAAAGAGCAUGGGAUCACAAGAAGAUGAUUCAGGAAACAAACCAUCCAGUUACUCAUGAAACUCGCAUCCAUCUGGAGGUCAACAGAGAAAUGAUCACUUUGGCCAGUGGCAAGUGUUAGGAGGACUGCAGGGAGCACCAAGUCUGUUUCAUCUGGACAUUAAGACAUUGUUUUGUUUUGACAUCUUCAGUCUUUGUGCUGUCAGAAAACCAUUCUCUCUGCAAAGAAAGGAAAAAAUUCAAACUUUAAAGUCUGUUGUGGAUUUAUUUAUCCUCAGAUUAAUGUUGUUACUGCAUUAAAGCUACCUUUUUGUUUUAAA